Messenger RNA from Sorex fumeus (smoky shrew), 4130 nucleotides. RefSeq names its product BRCA1 interacting helicase 1 (gene BRIP1). The record is from RefSeq and is a predicted model, not a curated record. Gene Ontology annotation, cellular component: nucleus. NCBI's taxonomy places the organism in Eukaryota, Metazoa, Chordata, Mammalia, Eulipotyphla, Soricidae. Gene Ontology annotation, biological process: nucleotide-excision repair; double-strand break repair involved in meiotic recombination. Gene Ontology annotation, molecular function: ATP binding; DNA binding; hydrolase activity, acting on acid anhydrides, in phosphorus-containing anhydrides.
CUGUCACUACGGGAAGCAGUGGCCCAGUUAGGAUUCUGAAGUAAAAAAGAAAGCAUGUCUUCAGUGUGGUCUGAAUAUACAAUUGGUGGGGUGAAGAUUAAUUUUCCAUGUAGAGCAUAUCCAUCACAGCUUGCUAUGAUGAAUUCUAUUGUCAGAGGAUUAAACAGUAAACAGCACUGUUUGUUGGAGAGCCCCACAGGAAGUGGGAAAAGCUUAGCUUUACUUUGUUCUGCUUUAGCAUGGCAACAGUCUCUUUGUGAGAAACCAGUGGAUGAAGGCUCAAGUAAAAAAGCUGAAGUACCAUUGUCUUGUUGUUGUACAUGCCAUUCAAAGAAUAUUUUAAACAAUGAUGUGGACCAAGAAACUUCACAUCAUUUCAACACCCCGAGUACAUCAACAUCUGAAAAAAAUGGCACAUCAACUCAUCAAGACUCACCUAAAAGAACUUCACUAUCUGCAAAGCUGUCUGCCAAGAAGCAAGCUUCUGAUUGUAAGGAUGAAAAUGAUGAUUUUCAAGUAGAGAAGAAAAGAAUUCGACCCUUAGAAACCACACAGCAGAUUAGAAAGCGUCGCUCUAAUAAAAAAGAGGAUAUAAAAGUUGCUUCAGGGAAGCCCAUGAAACCCAGCUCUCCAUUACGAAAGACGAACUCCUUUUCUCCACAGAACCCUUCUGGUCACUGUUCUAGCUGCUGUUGUUCUACUAAACAAGGAAACAAUCAAGAUUCUUCAGAUACCCUUAAGAAGGAUCAUGGGGGGAAAUUCAAGAGACCCAAAAUAUAUUUUGGGACUCGCACACACAAGCAGAUUGCUCAGAUUACUAGGGAGCUCCGGAAGACAGCGUACUCAGGGGUCCCCAUGACUAUUCUUUCCAGCAGAGAUCAUUCUUGUAUUCAUCCUGAAGUAGUAGGUAACUUUAACAGAAAUGAAAAGUGUAUGGAGUUGCUGGAUGGAAAAAAUGGCAAAUCCUGUUAUCUUUAUCAUGGUGUUCAUAAAAUUAGUGAUCAGCACACACUGCAGACUUUCCAUGGGAUGUGCAAGGCAUGGGAUAUAGAAGAACUCAUCAGCUUGGGGAAAAAAUUAAAAGCAUGCCCAUAUUACACAGCACGAGAACUAAUAGAAACUGCUGACAUAAUUUUUUGUCCCUACAACUAUCUUCUUGAUGCACAAAUAAGGGAAACUAUGGAUAUCAAUCUGAAAGAACAGGUUGUCAUUUUAGAUGAAGCCCAUAACAUUGAGGAUUGUGCUCGGGAAUCAGCAAGUUUCACUAUAACAGAAGUUCAGCUUCGGUUUGCUCGAGAUGAACUGGACAGUAUGGUCAACAAUAAUAUAAGGAAAAAAGACCAUGGACCCUUGCGAGCUGUGUGCUAUAGCCUCAUUAAUUGGUUAGAAACAAAUUCUGAACAUCUUGUGGAAAGGGAUUAUGAGUCAUCCUGUAAAAUAUGGAGUGGAAGUGAAAUGCUCUUAAAUUUACACAAAAUGGGCAUCACCACUGCUACCUUUCCCAUUUUGCAGGGACAUUUUUCUGCUGUACUUCAAAAAGAAGAAAAAGGCUUUUCAAUUUAUGGUAAAGAAGAGUCAAGAGAAAUCCCUAUUAUUAGCGCUUCUACUCAGAUAAUGCUCAAAGGACUCUUUAUGGUGCUUGAUUAUCUCUUUAGGCAAAAUAGUAGAUUUGCAGAUGAUUAUAAAGUUGCUAUUCAACAAACUUACUCUUGGACAAAUAAGAGCGAUUUCUCAGAUAAAAAUGGGCUUAUUGUUGUACCAAAAAAUAAGAAACGUUCACGACAGAAAACUGCAGUUCAUGUGCUUAACUUCUGGUGCUUAAAUCCAGCCGUGGCCUUUUCAGAUAUUAAUGGAAAAGUUCGGACAAUUGUUUUGACAUCUGGCACAUUGUCACCAAUGAAAUCCUUCUCUUCAGAACUUGGUGUUACAUUUGCUAUCCAACUGGAAGCCAAUCAUGUCAUUAAUAACUCACAGGUUUGGGUUGGCACGAUUGGAACAGGCCCCAAAGGUCGGAAUCUCUGUGCUACCUUCCAGCACACGGAAACAUUUGAGUUCCAAGAUGAAGUGGGAGCACUUUUGUUAUCUGUGUGCCAGACUGUGAGCCAAGGAAUUUUGUGUUUCUUGCCAUCUUACAAGUUGUUAGAAAAGUUAAAAGAACGUUGGCUCUAUACCGGUUUGUGGAAUAAUUUGGAGUUGGUGAAGACAGUCAUUGUAGAACCACAGGGAGGAGAAAAAACCGAUUUUGAUGAAUUACUACAGGUAUAUUAUGAUGCAAUCAAGUUCAAAGGAGAGAAAGAUGGAGCCCUCUUGGUAGCAGUUUGUCGUGGUAAAGUGAGUGAAGGUCUGGAUUUCUCAGAUGACAAUGCCCGUGCUGUCAUAACCAUAGGAAUUCCUUUUCCAAAUGUGAAAGAUCUACAGGUUGAACUGAAACGACAAUACAAUGACCAGCAUUCAAAAUUAAGAGGUCUUUUACCUGGCCGUCAGUGGUAUGAAAUUCAAGCAUACAGGGCCUUGAACCAGGCCCUGGGUAGAUGUAUUCGGCACAAAAAUGACUGGGGAGCCCUUAUUCUAGUGGACGACCGCUUCAGAAGUAACCCAAAUCGCUAUAUAUCUGGACUUUCUAAAUGGGUAAGGCAGCAGAUUCAUCACCAUUCAUCCUUUGAAAGUGCACUGGAGUCCUUGGCUGAAUUUUCCAAAAAGCACCAAAAGAUCAUUAAUAUAUCCAAAGAAGACAGAACUUUAAUACAGGAUAAUGACUCUAGUUUUGAAACAGCCUAUGUGAAGGACAAUACCUCACCUUGCUUAUUAGAAGCAGAAGGUCAUCUGUCAUCAGAACAUCCUGAAGAAAAUGAAACAAAAAUGUGUGUCCAAGAAUUACAUUGUCCUAACAUGGGAAAUCCACCUCUACCAAGUGGCAUCUGCUCUAGAGAGGAGAAAAAUGAUCCGGAAUUAGUGGAAGAGUCUGCCCAAUCAGUGAAAGCAAAAAAAAGUGGAAUUUCUCGAUCCACAAGCCCAACCUUCGAUAAAGAAUCAAAAAAGUUUAGAUGGUCUAAUUAUAAUUCUUCAGAACCAUAUUUCACUGGUACUGGUACUACCACACCUCAAGUCAGAUCAUCAGAGGAUUGUGCCUCUAUUUCUUCCCCUUUUGAAACAGAAAAGGGAUGUAAAACUGAUUUAUUGAUCACUGAUAAAUGCAAAUCUGCAGCUCUGACAGAAAACACAUCCUCUGGACCAUGCUCUCAAUCAGAAACCAUUAUCCCAUCAAUAAAGACUCAUACUACUCUUUCUAAAAAUAAUUAUUCUGAUCAGCUGCUCUGCAGUGAAGGAGCCCUGAAUCCUGACAUUGAAUUGCCUCUACUAAAUAAAGAAGACAGUCUUUCUACUUCCAGCAGAUCUUGUGACUCUGAAGCAGAAGAUGAAUCUAUCUAUUUUACACCUGAACUUUAUGAUCCUAUAGCUACAAAUGAAGAAAAAAAUGAACUCCUCAGAACUGACAGUGAUGAUAAAUUGGAUAAUAAUUCAAACUGCAUUUUGGCUGAAGAUCUCUUUGAAAUUAGAAGUAGAAGGAGGGAAUUCAGAGAAUUUAAAGUUGAAGAUUGCAUAAACAUAAAAUCGAAUAGCAUGGUGCACGCAUAAAAGGAAAGUAAAAUCAAUGACAAUGUUAGUAAUAUAUAUAUAUUAAUGGAACUAAAAAAAACCCAUGAGAUGGAUAUGAAAAACUUUAAAGUAAUUGGGCCGAAGAAUAGUAUAGUGGGUGGCCAACUCGGUCAAUCUCUAGUACCCCAUAUGGUCCCCCCCAAACCCGCCAGGAGUGAUCUCUGAGUGCAGAGCCAGGAAUAAGCCCCAACACCAAAAAAACAGAAAUCUUCCAAAAAAGUGUUUUCCCUGGCAUUAAUAUCAAGCUAUAAAAAUGUUAUAAUGUAUAUAUUAAAUGACUAAAAGUGGUAGUUUGUAUAUUAAUAUGUGGUAUAGUUUAUUUUAAAUUUGAGAUAUAUUUUUCACCAUAAUACAUUAUUUUUAGUUUUUUUAAGCGAGCAUUUUUGUAUGUUCUCUGUGGAAUCAAGGAUCAAGAACUCAAGUUUGUGAGGAGUGCACUCUAGCCCUGAUCCACACCCCAGCCUGUCAUUAGA